This is a messenger RNA of Haemonchus placei, 699 nucleotides long. The record is from the annotation of a GenBank genome assembly. Lineage: Eukaryota; Metazoa; Nematoda; Chromadorea; Rhabditida; Trichostrongylidae.
AUGUUUUGGGCAAACGUCCUCAUGCUCACUGCUCGAAUAGUCAUGCUCAUCUUCUGGGAUACUGCAGAUUUGGGUGCAAGAUUUCUCGUUAAUGACCCGCACGCUUUGGAUUCGGUGCAGAGGAAUCUAUCGUUAAGUAGAGACGAUGCAUUGACUUUUAUCAAAGGAUUAUUUCCCGAAGCGAUUUCCAGUGGAGUGUCCUAUUUGGCUAAAACCGAUGCCCAUGAUGUUGUAGCCUUGAGACUAAGCACGUUCCGAACACGGGAUGAAGCCGCUGAAGAAGCUCAGGGUUUGCCUUACGAGGACCUUUCGACCACACUUUCCCGAACUCUAGCCAUGCUGCGCACACUGCAUCAACAGUUUUGGGCCGCCGUCGAUCCCGACAUUAACAAAGUCUACUUUUUAAUGGCUGUACUAGUAGCAGAUAAAUAUUGCGGAACCGACCUCGCUGAUAAUUUGAUUCACCACAACAUGGAUGAAAUUCGAUUCAUGAAAGUUGACGGUCUAGCAGCCGACGCAGCCAUCUUCCAUUCGCAAAAGAAAAUUGAGGAUUUCGGCUAUCGCGUUGUGGCUGAAGUGGAUCGAUUAACAUUUUUCAGUGCUGAAGACGUCUCGCACGAUCAUGAAAGUGACAAAGCUCGGAUCGUCUUCAAAGAACCGUGGAGAGACGAAACUAUCGGCGCUCAUAUCGGCUGUUGA